AUGGAGACUUGUCGGCUUUUGCCAUCAUCCGUCUUCGGCGGAACAAUUCCAGAGACUCCACCGCCAGCCAUGGCCAUCAAACAAUGCCUAAUUGAGACUAUAAUGAUGACCCCAAGCAUAUUACUUGACAUCUUGGCUGAGGAGGGUGUCUUGGUCGCCAGUGAUGCUUUCAGACCAGUAGUCCGCAGUCUAGAACUAGAAUUCCGAGAUUUCUUUUCUACGAAGAAAGCAUCCAGAUACCAGAUGCUAGCUUGA
This is a messenger RNA of Akanthomyces muscarius, 255 nucleotides long. RefSeq lists its product as uncharacterized. The coding region runs from base 1 to 255 and encodes 84 amino acids. Lineage: Eukaryota; Fungi; Ascomycota; Sordariomycetes; Hypocreales; Cordycipitaceae. The transcript is spliced from 6 exons. The record is from RefSeq and is a predicted model, not a curated record.